This is a messenger RNA of Xiphias gladius (swordfish), 4103 nucleotides long. RefSeq names its product zinc finger protein 841-like. NCBI's taxonomy places the organism in Eukaryota, Metazoa, Chordata, Actinopteri, Istiophoriformes, Xiphiidae. Gene Ontology annotation, biological process: regulation of DNA-templated transcription. The record is from RefSeq and is a predicted model, not a curated record. The coding region runs from base 286 to 2949 and encodes 887 amino acids. Gene Ontology annotation, molecular function: DNA-binding transcription factor activity, RNA polymerase II-specific; RNA polymerase II cis-regulatory region sequence-specific DNA binding. The transcript is spliced from 7 exons.
AACGCUUUGGUGGGCCGGCCAGGCCUGGAUUGUGCGACAGUCAAGUUGACCCGCGCCGGGAACCAUCGAAACAGGCCAGACCACCCGGAACAAAAACACCGUCGGACGAAUGAUUGGUUUCAAUCCAAAUUUGCAAGCGGGCUGUUAGCUUCGCCCUCAUGCGUCUUUUAAAGCCCCAGCUCUGAGGGGAAGAAAGGGGGAGAUAGAGGCGGAAGGUAGUAGAAUCGCUUCCAUAGGUCUAACAUCUUCUGCUUCCCCGGGUGGAGCGGGAAAACAGGAUGGAAGAUGUCUCCAAAGGAGACUGUACGCGCCUUCCCGCUCCCUGCCCUGCGCCUCCUCGUCUCGCCGAUGCGGCUGGUCUCAGCGGCGGCCUGGCAGACCCUCCAGCGGAAGGUUGUGGCCGACUACGGGAUGCUCGAGGAGUUUGUUUCCGUGGUCACAGACAUUGUGCCAGGGCUGCUCACCACCCGCCAGAGGGCCCAACUUAUCCUGGGCCUCAGAGCACGGCUUAUCCUGGAGUUGUGUCAGUUUGAAGCUUCUGCGGACUCCGAGACUCUUCAGCCACACCUGGACAGGAUGCAGACCCUUAUCGAGGCUUGGGUAAAGGAGGCCGGUGCUACCAAUGUGGAAGUGCCAAACCCAAACUUUGUAGAUCUGGUUAAGAACAUGUUGGAAAAUCCUGACAGGAGGGAAAACUUCUUUCAGAAAGUUUUCCCUGAAGAGUUUGGCCCCACGUUUGAUGAAGCCCUUCACACCUUGAUGUGGCUGCUUCUGUCCAGACUUGAAAAGUUUCUUCCUCUUCAAACUUUCCAAGAGGUUGCCUCAAUGUUUGACGAGGUGUCCUCUGUGCUGGAGGACUGCAUGGAGUCUGUCUCUCAGUGUCAGGAGCUCAGAACCGUGCUGCACCAUCAAAAAGACCUCAGCCGGCUGGAUGACAAUGAUGGUUCCUUGGAGGGUGCCUGCAUUAUUUCAGCUCUCAAGCUUCCCUCUAUAAAAAGACCUGAGUCACAUAAAAAACAAGCACAAGACAACACCUUGGAUUAUGUGCUAUCACGCGCGUCAGAUUUGGAGAGGGAACCUCUAACAUUGCCUCAUGCAACACCGAUAAAGACUGACACAAUCACCGAGCGUCGGACAAGCGAGAUAAAGACUGACAGAACUAAUUGGGCCCCCGGGGAAAAUGGAACAGGGUGGGUUUUCGGAGAUAUUACAAGACAUGAAGAAUACGUAGGCCCCCUUCAAAGUCGAGUGGAGGAUGCAUCUUGCCUUCUAAAACAAUGCUGUGUUCAGCUAGAAAGACUUGACAUGCCGCUGUCUUCGCAGUCUCGACCUGUGAGACGCAACAGAGGCCUGAAGAUGAAAAAGAUUCUGCUAAAAGAGAAAAGAGGGCUCCGUGAAGAGGCCCCCCCUGCCUGCAAACCUGCUUCUAGGAAAACAAAACCGUCCAACAGGGCUCCCCCAGAGGUCUCUGACAAUGAGGAUUCAAGCAGCUUCAGCAAAGACUCCUCAUACAUGGCUCCUAUCAGUAAUUGCAGUGAAGAUGAUUCAUGGUCUUACUACUCAGAUGAGGGCUCUUGCUAUAAGACUCCUAGCAGCAGUCCCAGUAUGGCUGACUCAUGGUCUAACUACUCAGGUGCUGCCUCUUCCUUGGUGAGUCCUGUCACUAGCCCCACUGAAUAUGACUCAUUGUCUAGCUCCUCAAAUGAGGACCCUCCUUACACGGGUCCUAACAUUGUGUCAGCUACUGGCAGAAAGCCGGGCAUCUCUGACAUCACAGCUAGCACUCCAAAAACGAUUUGUAAAAUUUACUGCUUUAUCUGCAAGGAGCAUGUAAAUACAAGCCUGAGAACUCACAUGAAAACCCACUUUCCCGCUGGUGAUUACGCCUGCCCUCGUUGCGACAGCAGAUUUAAACUCUUCACAUCUUUUAAGAUGCACUUGCGUAGAACCUGCUAUGAGUACGGCAAGCAGCAGGUGGAUCCGGAGAAGCCGGACGAAGCCGGGAGUCUUUUCAAAUGUGACAAAUGCCAAGAGGCAUUCAGGUACAAAGUUUCCCUGGACAGGCACAAACUAACCCACAACGAUCUGUACUGCAGCGUGUGUAGGAAGGUGUUACGAGACACCGCAACGUUGGCAAGGCACAAGGCUUCACACACCCUGUUUAAGUGUACGCGGUGCGAGGAGACUUUCACUCUUUUUAUGCCCUUGCUCAGACAUUGCGAAAACCUCCAUAAAAUCAGCAGACCGUUUAAAUGCAACCAUUGUCCGAAAACUUUACCCAAGCUCCGCUUUCUAAUCCUACAUGAAUGGACACAUACGGGUCACCUACCGUUCCAGUGCGCUCAGUGCAGCUGCAGAUUCAAAUCCGAUGCAGAUCUGAUUUAUCAUGAACGAGUCCACACAAAAGAGAAACCCUACCUAUGUGCGGAGUGUGGCAAGACUUUCUCCCAGAAUUCCAACCUGCUGCGGCACUUGAAUCUCAUUCACGGUGAGUUUCGAAAUGAGAAGAAGCACUCUUGCUCCCAGUGUGAGAAAUCCUUCAAAGAGAAAGGAGCCCUGAAAAAACACCAGAGGAGCAAACACUUAAAUGAGCUGUUCCGUCAUCCGUGCCCGUACUGUGGAAAGAUGGUGUCUGCGACAACACUCGCGAGACAUAAAUUAAUUCAUACGGGAGAGAGACCUUUCAAAUGCACUGUGCCUGAAUGUGACAAGUACUUCAGGUCAACGUCCGAAGUGAAGAAGCAUGUCCUUAUACAACAUACUACAGAGAGACCGUAUAAAUGUGAUGUCUGUGGAAAAGGCUUCAUAAAAAUGUGUUUUCUCAACGCACAUGCUAAAAUACACUCAGGAGAAAAGCCAUUUGUUUGCCAUAUCUGCGGAAAGGCUUUCCCCAAGCUCUACAGCAUGCAGAGACACAAAAAGCUUAUACAUACAUUUGUAACACAUUAACGCCACAUGGUAGGCAUGCUCAAUUAAACAGUGGUAUGCCAAGAACAUCGCUUUUCAACCUGCAUACGUUUUGAGACAACCAUUCAUGGUGUUUUCGAUGGAUGCCAGACUGAGCCAUGCUGGACCAGUUACUACCUUCAUAUGUUGUAUAAAACUGCAUUAAAGGAGUAUUCCACAGACUUAGCUUUGCACUCUUAUAACAUUGUUGGACUUACGACAGACGGUAUCGAAAUCGAUGCAGCAGAACUAGAGAUACCAUCUUUUUUUAUUUCACACAUUUGUCUUCCUUGUUUAAAAACUAGCGCCCACAUUACCCACGAUGGAACCUCCAGACAGCUUGGUUGGAGAUGUGGGUAGUUAGGCGUGGAGUUAGAAAGGAGUGAGCUCCUCAGACCACUGUAACCUGCUCCUCGUCUCUGACUGAGGCUAGCAGCUCAUGGCUACAUUAGCCACUACUAGCAUCAAACAACCAAAUCUCUGACCAAACUACCAGCACUAAAGUCGAGCCUUGGGUAACGUAGUCAAGGGCAAAGGAUGUGUGGAAUUUUAAAAAAAAAGGUGAUAUUUGCAGUUCUUCUGCAUCACUUUUGAUCAUUUUAAUCCAUUGCAUAUCUGAUAAUGUGAUAGGAGUGCGGUGCUCAAAUGGGGUAUUCUUAAGCAUUAGAUCAGUCAACUUUGUUUAUGGAAAACUGACUUUCUUUAGCUUUCUCCAGGACAUGUCACAGAAUACGUCUGUCUUCAUUAGCUCAACCUUGUUUUUUUUCUGUUGUGCUACGUUUUGCCAUGCUUCUUUUUCUAAAAAUGUAUAAUAUAAAGUGCAUAGUACCCUUCUCCUUCUCUGGUCAUCUUUUUGGACAACAUUCAGUCAUAUUGAAUUUAUUAUGAAUGUGUUCUGUUUAAUACACAGUUAAAAUAUACUUAAAUAAUAAAAUGGAAACAAAAAAGGAAAGAAUAUGGCUCGACUAGAUCUGGCAGGCUGUUUUCAAAAAAACUGAGUUUCUGCAUUUUUUAUAUUUAUGGGAUUUCUAAUAGUUGGCUUAACUUUCACUUAGACCUAAAAGUAUUUUUACUUGUGUGAGAUCUGUGUGUCAGUAAUAUUGCCAAAAUUCAUAUGGCAUUUGUCAUAUAAAUCUGACAGAGUAGGUCACAUGAUU